Pundamilia nyererei is the source of this 3097-nucleotide messenger RNA. It is a transcript of the gene pacs1b, whose product is annotated as phosphofurin acidic cluster sorting protein 1. Gene Ontology annotation, molecular function: transmembrane transporter binding. Gene Ontology annotation, biological process: protein localization to plasma membrane. The coding region runs from base 522 to 2795 and encodes 757 amino acids. The record is from RefSeq and is a predicted model, not a curated record. NCBI's taxonomy places the organism in Eukaryota, Metazoa, Chordata, Actinopteri, Cichliformes, Cichlidae. The transcript has 19 exons.
AGAAAUUGAGUCUGCAGUGGUGAACAAAGUGCGUGCGGCGUUCAAACGCAGUAACAGCAGCAGCUGUGAUUGGCCGGUUCCUGUCUGUGAGUCUCGCGCUCAGGAGUAGCUCUACGUCCUCAGUAGAGGCGUUGCUCUCGUUGCUCUCGCUGUUCUCUGCUCAUUGUGCGACUUCGGCGAGAGAAAUUUCCGCUUCCUGCACCGAUAAACACCAGCGGCGAACACACACCGAGCCGACACCAACUUAAGCAGAGGGAGAGACGGAGAGAGCCGCGGGGAUUUGCCGCCUGCCGUCCGGUAGAAACCCCGGAGACUGCGAUGUUUUCACUCUCAGGCGGAGAUUAGCACUUUCCUGUUAGCGCUUCGCUCGCCUGCACCAUCCGGAGCCUGAAAAAACAAGGCAAAGCGAAGCGAGGAGACGGAGCUACAGCACCAGAGGAAGGACGACACACAGAGAAGGCAGACUACUACGGGUAUUCUCCCCAUUAGCUCCUUGUGAAAGCCCGUUUUCAGCCUCCAGGAUGUCGGAGCGAGGAGGGCUCCCGCGGACUGGGGGCGUCCCUUCGCCGCACAUGCAGCCCUCCAAGCCGGUCAGCAUCUCCAACCGGCCGGUCCAUAUGAACCUGUACGCUACCUGGGAGGUGGACCGCUCCUCGCCCAGCUGUGUGCCGAGGCUUUUCAAUCUGACCCUGAAGAAGCUGAUCAUGCUGAAGGAGCUGGAUAAGGACCUCACCUCAGUCGUCAUCGCGGUCAAACUGCAGGGCUCCAAGCGGAUCCUGCGCUCCAAUGAGAUCUUGCUGUCCUCAGCAGGACUGACGGAGACCGAUCUGCAGCUCACCUUCUCCCUCCAGUAUCCACAUUUCUUAAAGAGAGAUGCCAACAAGCUUCAGAUCAUGCUGCAGAGGCGCAAGCGAUACAAGAACAGGACCAUCCUGGGCUACAAGACCCUGGCUUUGGGUCUAAUCAACAUGGCCGAGUAUCUGUUUGAUGAAGACGAGGAGGUGAGGAAGAAGAAGCCGAGGCGUAAGCUGCCUUCCAACGCUGGUAUCACCAGGAAGCAUCCUCGAGUGGUGAUUGGAGGAACUGCAGAAGCUGCUAUGGUGGUUGCUGCUCGCUACCUUAUAAACUACCUCUAUUACUGCUACAGUGUGCUACUAUUACAGCUUAGAGAAACUCUAGGUGUCAAAGCUGCACAGCGACCGUGUGUGUUGGUCACCCGCUCCUCCGUGCGUCUCUCCCAGGUUGGUUUUGGCCUGGAGCACGUGUCCAGGGAGCAGAUCCAGGAGGUGGAGGAGGACCUGGACGAGCUGUACGACAGCCUGGAGAUGUACAACCCGAGCGACAGCGGGCCGGAGCUGGACGAGACCGACAGCAUCCUGAGCACGCCCAAACCUAAGCUGAGGCCGUUCUUUGAGGGAAUGUCUCAGUCGAGCUCUCAGACGGAGAUCGGCAGCCUGAACAGCAAAGGCAGUUUGGGCAGAGACACGUUCAGCCCGGGGGAGCAGCCUCUUCUGGAGAAGAUGAAACCUUCCCGAAGCCGCAACCUGGAUGAGAUCCCGUCUGAGACCGACACGCUGGAGCUAACAGACCAGGAGCUGUUCGCUGAAGUCGGCCCGUGCAUCAUGGUGUCCGUGGCAGAAAAACCCCGUACACCCAUUAAGAGCAGCAAAGGUGAAGCACAGCCGAUGGCAUCGCCGAGGUUGGAUGGAGGCCAUACACCAAGGCAGAAGCGCAUUAGCACUCCGAUGAAGGAGAGACAGCUGUCCAAACCUCUCAGUGAGCGGACCAACAGCUCCGACUCUGAGAGGUCCCCGGAGCUGGGACACAGCACGCCGGUUCUGAGGAAAGCAGUGUACGAUCAGCUUAACCAGAUUUUGUUGUCGGACUCGGCGCUCCCAGAGAGCCUCAUUUUGGUCAACAGCACAGACUGGCAGGGGCAGUAUGUUGCAGAGCAGCUCCAGGUACAGAGACACCCGGUGGUCUGCACGUGCUCAGCAGCUGAAAUACAGGCGGUGCUGUCUGCCGUGCUCACUCGCAUCCAGAAGUUGUGGUCUUCUUUAACAAACACCGCUCACUGUCCGUUUCCCAGGCGAGAUGAAGACUCCUACCAGAAGUUCAUUCCUUUUAUUGGGGUGGUGAAGGUUGGUCUGAUAGAGUCUGGUCAGUCUCCAACAGGAGAUGCAGAGGAGGGUGUAGCAGUGAGCCUCGCUGUCCCCUCCACAUCACCACCCUCCCACGGCUCUCCCACCGGGAUGAUCAAAGAGACAGCCACGCCUCCCUCCUCUCCCUCCAUGGGGAGCGUGCUCACAGUUCAAGGGAGCCCCAGCAUGUCCCACGGCGUGGACGCCAUCGGCCUGCAGGUGGAUUACUGGCUGGCCUCUCUGGCAGAGAAGCGGCGGGAGGGAGAGCGACGCGACACGGGCUGCAAGAACACGCUGAAGAGCGCCUUCCGCUCGCUGCAGGUCAGCAGGCUACCAGGCGGGGGCAGCAGCGAUCCACAGGCCCAGGUCAGCACCAUGGCCAUGACUGUGGUCACCAAGGAGAAGAACAAAAAAGUUCCUACCAUCUUCUUGGGGAAGAAGCCCAAAGAGAAGGACGUAGACUCCAAGAGCCAGGUCAUCGAAGGCAUCAGUCGACUCAUCUGCUCGGCCAAGCAGCAGCAGACCAUCCUGAAAGUGUCCAUAGACGGCGUCGAGUGGAACGACGUCAAGUUCUUCCAGCUGGCCGCCCAGUGGCCCACUCACGUCAAAUACCUACCUGUCGGACUUUUCGGCUACAGCAAGCCUCCCUCGUAGGGCCGAGCGCCUCGACUCCUCUAACCGGACCUGACCUUUCGACUGCCCUCCACACAAACCCCACCUCUCAGCCGCCCGCAGAGCUGAGGGAGGACAUAAAGCAGCUGGACUUUCUCCUUUUCCUUAAUCUCAUUUUGGCUUCAGUUGUCUUAUUUGUCUUUAGGGAGAGGAGGGAGGGCAGCGCUGGGGUGCAGUGCUGUUACUAGUCACUUUAUUAUUGCCCCCUUUCUGUGUGUGUUGGUGUGCUCCGUGAGUAUGCAUGCACACGUGAAUGUACAGUAUGUGUGUGUGUGGGUGUGUGU